ACCCACUGCAACAUCAAUUCUUAAUAAUGCUUCGACUUUCGUUAAUUUUAAUCCUCAUGGAUUUACUCAUCUGAAUGAUGAAUCUCUAUUCUUUCCAGAUUAUAUUCGACCUGUGAUAUUGUUGGGCAAUGAUUCUUCGAAGAUAUUAUUUCGUAAUGCUGUUCGAUACUUAUCAGCAGAUGGAAGUUUAGAACAUACAUUUCAAUUUAAUUUUUCUAAUGAAUCUGGAAAAAACAGUGGAGUUGGACAAGGCAUUGGUUUUAUGGAUGUUAAAAGUAUUCCAAAUGAUCCACAAAAACGUGCAUACUCAUGUGGUACUAAUGAUAACAUAUUAGAUUUGAUUGGAUCAUGA
Molecule: messenger RNA, 352 nt
Organism: Rotaria sp. Silwood1
Lineage: Eukaryota; Metazoa; Rotifera; Eurotatoria; Philodinida; Philodinidae
Source: the annotation of a GenBank genome assembly